AUGUCACCAACCCCCACCAAGCGACCCUCGUCGCACCUACACACACACUCGCCUUCUGGGCCUUGGACCGAGAAGCGACGUCGGAUCAGUCCUCUUCCUCUAGGCGUCGGUGAACUCGGUAACGAUGUUCUGGAAUUUCCCCCUACCAGCGCACACCUCUACUAUCUCGCUCAUUCGGCUCAUCAGGCCAGUCAUACUCACUUGCAACAAGUCUUCGUGCCGUCUUGGGUGGUCACUCCCCCACAUGAAGCGGCACCUCUGCAUAAUCUCUCCUCUUCGACCUCCAGUGACAAUCACGUGUUUACGCAAGAUACUCAAGCUUUGGACAAGGCUUUCGGACUGCUGCUCCUGGCCCUCGACCUCCUUCAGGUAGGGCUCGCCAACAAGAGCUUGUCAGACCGAGAUAAAGUUGUUUUCGGCCACGAGUUCGUCCUUGUUGGUAUCAAAGUACUGGCCGCUUGCAAGAACGGUUCAAGGGGAAGAUCCAACGUAAAAGGCAAGGGUAGACAGGGGCUAGCGGAUCUGAUCGACUUGAAAAAACUCGUCGAUGAUGUGCAAGACUGCGUUGGACAUACGGCCGAAAGCUGUUCGCGUGGACACCGGCAGAUGAGUCAAGUACUCCGGACCGCUCGUGUGCGCUUAUGUUUCACGCACCGUUUCUGGCACCGCCUCUCACACGAUCUCGAUGCCCUGCAAUCCUCCUUGGACACAGUUGGCUCGGCCUCUGACACCGCUUCCUCCGCUUCGUGGUCCACGACACUGCGAGCACAAUACCUCCUACUCAAGGCUCUUUGGGAAGGUCGGAGGGGGAACGAUUCGGCCGUGAAGGGUAUACUCAAAGAGGUGUAUCGCUUAAUGGACGAGGCGACGGAAAAGGGCAGCCUUGUUGAUCUACGUGGCAACGGAGGUGUCUGCCGUAUUGAAUUCCCUGGUCAAUCGGCUGAACCUCAACAAUCGAUCUUGAUUCAACUCACUCCGCCCAACCUACUGUACAUGUGUACUCAUCUAUUCACAGUCAUCGCACGACGCGAUCUUCUGGGAUCUGCAAGUACUUGUAAGAAUCUGGUGCAUCCCCAACGCAUGCUUGAGGCUCAACUUUCGGCUCGGGCGGAGGAUAUGUGGGAUAUUGGGUUCUCACCCUGGCAUGGCGUACACGAAGCGGAUCAGAUGAGACAUGAGGUCUUGAAGAUAUGUGCGGAAGCGAGCCUUGAACUCGGUUCAGCUCUCAUGUUCAGAAGCCAGUACGAAGAGUUCGAUAGGCUGUUGAACGAGCUUAUAGACUUCCUUCGGUCCAAUCAUCUGACAGAGGAGCUUUUUCCGCACCUGUGCCUCUUGGUUGCACAAUACGCGCAUGCAGUGGGAUCUAACGUCGCUGCUGAACGGUACUAUCAGGCCUGCCGUGCACUCGUUCUUCCCGGUAGUGAAUUCUCCCUCGCAGUGGAGAUAGGGAUUCUCGGUGUGACGGGGACACUAGAAGGACUACAAUCGCAGAGGAGUCGUCGAGACCGUGUUUUGAAGGCGGUAGAGGCGUGUAAGGGAUCCUCGAGUGCAGCUUUCAAUGCUCUGGGAUGUCUUGUGGCCAGUCUGACAGAUGAGAAUCCCUUGGUCGCAAAGAAACACCUCUCGACCGCAUAUGAGAUUGCCCAGCGCUCAAACAACAACCUGCUCCGAUGUUUGAUAUUCGCCUUCACAACUUCCUCGCAUCAUUACGGUGGACGAGAUAGGAUCCUUAAGCAGCUUGAGACUGGUCGUGAUCUAGCCCACUGGCUCGGUGGAAAGGAUAGGCAAGAUCAAGUGGGACAGAUCCCGUUAGGUGUCUGGUUUGCCGUCAAACUUCAAGGUGAGUCUUCCGGAGCUGUCCCCGGCCAUGAUGACCCAUGA
Molecule: messenger RNA, 1881 nt
Organism: Tremella mesenterica DSM 1558
Lineage: Eukaryota; Fungi; Basidiomycota; Tremellomycetes; Tremellales; Tremellaceae
Exons: 6
Coding region: 1-1881 (626 amino acids)
Biological process (GO): mitotic sister chromatid cohesion
Source: RefSeq, a predicted model, not a curated record